Orussus abietinus is the source of this 1386-nucleotide messenger RNA. RefSeq names its product dopamine D2-like receptor (gene Dop2R). Gene Ontology annotation, biological process: adenylate cyclase-activating adrenergic receptor signaling pathway. Gene Ontology annotation, molecular function: G protein-coupled receptor activity; dopamine neurotransmitter receptor activity, coupled via Gi/Go. Gene Ontology annotation, cellular component: membrane. The record is from RefSeq and is a predicted model, not a curated record. The transcript has 7 exons. Bases 1 to 1386 code for a protein of 461 amino acids. NCBI's taxonomy places the organism in Eukaryota, Metazoa, Arthropoda, Insecta, Hymenoptera, Orussidae.
AUGGAUGUUGAAACGCAUACUGUGUACCUAGCUCUAGGCUAUGGCCACCCCACCACCAAAACCGACGUGAACGGUGCCUGGAGUCUGCCAGGGUUCGUCUGCGACUUUUACAUAGCCAUGGACGUGACGUGCAGCACGAGCUCGAUUUUCAAUCUCGUCGCCAUUUCCGUGGACAGAUACAUCGCGGUGACCCGGCCGAUAAAAUACGCCAAGCACAAGAACAAUAGGAGGGUGUGGCUGACGAUACUGUUCGUUUGGGUGAUAUCGGCAGCGAUCGGCAGCCCGAUAGUCCUGGGGCUGAACAACACCCCCGACAGGGUGCCGGACCUCUGCCUGUUCUACAACUCGGACUUCAUUAUCUAUUCCAGCCUCUCCAGCUUCUACAUACCCUGCAUCAUCAUGGUGUUCCUAUAUUACAACAUAUUCAAGGCGCUGCGAAACCGGGCGAAAAAGGCGCGGGCCGCCCGCAAGCCCAAUUUAGGGAUGAUAAAACCCGGAAGCAUAAUCGAGAACAUCGCUCACACUCGCAGGUUUGCGGAAACUGCACUGGGGGCAGCCGCCCUGGUGGCUCCAGGCCUCGAAGAGCCCACGAACACCGCUUCCGGAAGCAACGAGGACGAGGACGAGACGCCCCUCGACCCGGUCGUCGUCAUCUCCAACGACAAGAGCACGGAGUUCUUCCUGGCCACCGUCGUCGAGGAGGCUGCUUGCCGUUUCAGUGCGGUGGCUCAGGCUCAGUUGGGUACCCAAAACGUAAGGAAGGACUCCGGUUACGACGCCGCGGCCAGCAGCGCGGUCGUCCACGAAAAUACGGAGGCAAAUUCUAGUCCAAGUCCGAGUCCUAACCCGAAGGUGGCGUCGGCGCCCUCGUCUUCAACGUCGACGUCCACGCCACCCAGGGGCGAGACCAGCGUCGGCUCCCAGGCCAAGAGGAACGGCAGCAGCGCCGGCAAACAGGAGCUGAAGAGGCUCAAAAGCGCCAGUUCUCUUCUGCCCUUCCAGCUGAGCCGAUCUCCCAGCGGCAAGUCAGGGUCGUCCUCGAAGAAGGACCAGAAGAACUCCAACACCAGCUCCAAGCUGACCAUCUACAAGGCCAAUAAGGCCAGCAAGAAGAAGAGGGAGAAGAGCUCCGCGAAGAAGGAACGUAAGGCCACCAAAACCCUCGCCAUCGUCCUCGGAGUGUUCCUAAUUUGCUGGGUACCCUUCUUCUCCUGCAACGUGAUGGAUGCGAUUUGCACCAAACUGGACUGGGAUUGCCAGCCGGGGUUGACGGCGUUCAUCGUCACCUCGUGGCUGGGCUACAUGAACAGCUUCGUGAACCCCGUCAUCUAUACCGUCUUCAACCCCGAGUUUCGGAAGGCGUUUCGAAAGCUGAUCAGCGUCUAG